ACAUCAUCAUGAGAGCAUUUGUGGUAAUCCUGGCUGUGGUGGCGUGCGCGUCCGCCGGCAACGUGAACCGCGACAAGCGCAGCGGCUCCCUGGGCGGCUGGAGCGGCUCCCUGGGCGGCCUGGGCGGGUACUCCCUCGGCAGCUCGGCCGGCUACUCACUGGGCGGAUCGGGCUGGGCGGCACCCAGCGUGGGCUACGCCGCGCCCGCCGCACAGUUGGUGACGGUCAACAAGGUGGUGAACACGCAGCGCGUGGUGGACGUGCCGCAGGUGGUCAGCGUGCGCAAGGUGGUCAACGAGCCCCGCGUCGUCUCCGUCAACAAGCUGGUGGCCGCUCCCAGCUACUCCUCCGGCAUUGGCUACGGCUCCGGCAUCAGCUCCGGCAUUAGCUCCGGCUAUGUCUCCGGCAUCAGCUCCGGCAUUAGCUCCGGCUACGCCUCCGGCAUCGGCUACGGCUCCGGAUGUGGCUCCGGCUACGGCUGCGGCUCCGGCCUCGUCGCCGCCAACAACGGUAGCUAUCUAAUAAAAUCAUCUCAAGCUAUGGUAAACAAGGUCGCAAUCCUCGCCCUGGUCGCGUGCGCGGCCGCCGGUAACGUGCGGCCCAAGCGCGGCUUCCUGCACGGCGGCUACGCGCCCAGCAUCGGCUACUCCGCGCCCGCUCUCGCCGCCCCGCUGAGCUACUCGCCCGCCCUGGCAGCACCGGCUAUAAGCUACUCCGCCCCCGCCCUGGCCGCGCCCGCCCUUAGCUACUCGCACGCCCUGACCGCCCCGGCUAUCGGCUACGCUUCCCCGCUCUCCUACUCGUCCCACGCCCUCGCCGCCCCCGCUCUCUCCUACUCGACCCUGGCCGCCCCCGCGAUCCGCUACUCGGCGCCCGCGCUCGCCGCACCCCUGAGCUACGCUGCUCCGGCUCUCGCCCCCUCCCUCGCCUACGCCCCCCGCCUCGCCCCCGCCAUCGCCCCCACCGUCGCCGUGGCACCGGCCCCCAUCGCCGUAGCCGCCCCGGCCGCCAAGGUGGUGACAGUGAACAAGGUCGUGAACGCUCAGCGCGUGGUGGACGUGCCUCAAGUAGUCAGCGUGCGCAAGGUGGUUAACGAGCCCCGCGUGGUGUCGGUCAACAAGGUGGUCCCCGCCGGCCUGGGGCUCGGCUACGGCUCGAGCUACGCUGCGGGCUAUGCCAGCGGCUGGUGGUAA
Messenger RNA from Aricia agestis (brown argus), 1193 nucleotides. RefSeq names its product fibroin heavy chain-like. The coding region runs from base 9 to 1193 and encodes 394 amino acids. The transcript is spliced from 4 exons. The record is from RefSeq and is a predicted model, not a curated record. Lineage: Eukaryota; Metazoa; Arthropoda; Insecta; Lepidoptera; Lycaenidae.